CAUCAAACCCCCUGCUGUGUUACGCUUGAAGCGGAGAGUGUGAGUGGAGGAAGAAGGGCAGCCUGAGGGCAACUUUUCCAUUGGAACAUCACAAUAAUAGCUUUGGUGCUCUACGAAAUGGCUCAAAUAACGAGCGAGGGUGCCGAACAAGAUUCUCAGCCGACGUCGAAUCAAAACGGAACCGGGGAAACAGCAGAAACCGGCAAUGAGGGACAGGCCGUGCCGGACCCCAAACAGGAACCGGGCGACAACAACGAGAACAGAGCAGGAAUGGACGCGAGCGGUCGUGGUGUGGCGGCGGAGGACGGGGACAGCCUGUCUUCUGUGUCAGACGCUGACAAAGAAACAGCAUUACCGAACAAAAACCCCGACAACGACGGAGGGGAACCCCACGGUAAACUCUCUGAACCGGGGAAAAGUCCCGCACAAGGGAGUUUGGCCAGUAGCACUGAUUCCGCACAAGAAGGUUCCCGGGUGCUGAGACAAGAACAAAGAGAGGGGGAGAGCGUGUCCUCCUCCUCGCCGGCCCACCGCACAAAGAGCACGGAGAAAGCCGAGCACGGCACCAAGAGAGCGGCCAGCAUGGAGGGGACCUCGUCGAUCGGAGAGCCUCUCAGCCGGAUGGAUUCAGAGGACAGCAUCAGCAGCACCCUGAUGGACAUGGACAGCACUGCGUCCAGCGGGCGCUCCACCCCUGCCACACUCAACGGUCACUGUGGGGGGGCGGGCAGCGGAUCCACAGCAGUGGGGGGGGGCAAGUCUCUGAGCUACACCUGCUGCUGGGACCACUGCCAGCUGCUGUUCCCCAGCAGCCCCGACCUGGCAGAACACAUCAGAGCCACACAUGUGGACGGGCAGAGAGGAGGGGUCAGUAUUGAGCUUAUUAAGGUGUUUGUGUGUAUGUGGAAGGGCUGCAAGGUGUACAACACACCAUCCACCAGUCAGAGCUGGCUGCAGAGACACAUGCUGACCCACAGCGGAGACAAGCCCUUCAAGUGUGUGGUAGGGGGCUGCAAUGCCACGUUUGCCUCUCAGGGGGGGCUGGCCCGGCACGUCCCCACUCACUUCAGCUCCCAGAGCUCAUCCAAAGUGUCCAACCUGGGCAAACUGAAGGAGGAGUCCCCAUCCAAGGCUGGCCUCAACAAGAGGAGGAAACUGAAGAACAAACACAAACGCUCCCUGCCCCGACCUCAUGACUUUUUUGACGCUCAGACCAUGGACGCCAUCCGCCAUCGAGCCAUCUGCCUCAACCUGGCCACACACAUCGAGAGCCUGGGCAACGGACACAGUGUGGUGUUCCACAGCACGGUAAUAGCCAGGAGGAAAGAGGACUCUGGGAAAGUGAAGGUCUUAUUGCACUGGACGCCUGAAGACAUGCUGCCAGAUGUGUGGGUGAACGAGGGAGACAGACUGCAGCAGAAGACCAAGGUGGUCCACCUGUCCAAGCUCCCCACGGACACCGCGGUGCUGCUGGACCCCAACAUCUACAGGAUGUUCUUCUAACCCCUUCCAGGUGAACUCCACUGUCACUUCCUGCUUGUCCCACCUCAAGGAGGAGGAGGAGAUGUUUCCUCUUCAUCUCCAUGUUCCUCUUCUCCCUUCCUCCUUCUCCCAGAGGAUGCUGGGAGUUUAGUGACUUAUUUGCCAUGGCUGUCAGGGGCCGGCAGUGUUUCUGCCUUAGAGCUGAGUUUACAGAGGCAUGUACAGGGAGGUGUUUAGGUAACACGACUAGACUGAAAACUAACUGUAGACACGCGUGUAGAGAAGCUGUCCUUGUAAAUACUUGAGAUUUGUAAUAUAUUUUUAUACUUUGAAUUUGUUACUGUAGAUAGAAGUUUUGUUUUCUGCCGAACAUUUUGAAAUAGAUGUUUAAAACUGAUGAUAUUGGUCAUGUGCAUAUAGUUGGCAUUGCUCUGGUUUGAUGUCAUUAAACUUUUCCAACCUGAA
Molecule: messenger RNA, 1947 nt
Organism: Gymnodraco acuticeps
Lineage: Eukaryota; Metazoa; Chordata; Actinopteri; Perciformes; Bathydraconidae
Product: zinc finger protein aebp2-like
Exons: 8
Coding region: 118-1503 (461 amino acids)
Biological process (GO): regulation of transcription by RNA polymerase II
Cellular component (GO): ESC/E(Z) complex
Source: RefSeq, a predicted model, not a curated record